Molecule: messenger RNA, 6823 nt
Organism: Gymnodraco acuticeps
Lineage: Eukaryota; Metazoa; Chordata; Actinopteri; Perciformes; Bathydraconidae
Product: inactive phospholipase C-like protein 2
Exons: 7
Coding region: 537-3863 (1108 amino acids)
Biological process (GO): intracellular signal transduction; lipid metabolic process
Molecular function (GO): phosphatidylinositol-4,5-bisphosphate phospholipase C activity
Source: RefSeq, a predicted model, not a curated record
CAGCCUGUGUUGGCUGUUGCGCGUUCACGAGACAUACACAACUAUGUAGACGACUCAUCUGAGCAACGGUUUAUAGAGAUGUAAUGAAUUAUGCAAAGUGUCGUUUUUCUUUUUAACUGUCGAUACUGACUGGCGGGGGAGGGCAUUCCUUCCUUCGUUAGCUGAACCGGGCUAACAACAUAGGGUUCUUUUGAAUGGACUUUUAUUUUGGCUUGGAAAACUAACUUCACCGAGCAAGCUAGCCAGGCUUCCUAGCUCCGCACAUAGACAGCAAUCGGCAGUCUGUCUGUUUGCCCAGUUGCAGCAGCAACUUAUGAAGACCGUCCUGCCCAUGGAGAAACAAGAGCACAGUGCACGGAGCAAGCCCCUCUGUCUGUAGGAUCCUGCCAGAUAUGUGCACCGAGAGAUGAUAUGGCAGAAGACUCGCGGGCAAAUGUUAAAACAGGGCAAUAGGCCAGGCAGGAAAUUGGUGUAAAGCUGAAACAUAAGGCUUUGCUACCCAGCAGCUUGUGUCUGUGUGUGUGCUCGAAGUGCCUAUGGCGGAGUUUGGGGAGGACGGCUGCCUGCCUCCAUUGAAUCUUGAGGAUACGGCCGUGCCCAGCGACGAAGCAACUGGGAAGACGCAUUGCGAAGUGUCCGUCUUGAAUGGAGAUUGUGGGAUAUCAGAAAAUAUGGUCGGUUCAGGGUCCAUCGUCGCACCUGGCAACCAAACCGGGGAAAGCGCCACCACCUCUGUCGGAUUGGAUGGCAAAUCAGAAAUACCACGCAGGAGCAGCAUUAUCAAGGAUGGCUCAAGACAGCGUAAAGAAAGAAAGAAGACUGUAUCGUUCAGCAGCAUGCCCACAGAGAAGAAAAUUAGCAGUGCUAGCGACUGCAUCAAUGCAAUGGUGGAUGGCUCUGAGCUAAAGAAAGUGCGAUCCAACUCCCGCAUUUACCACCGCUACUUUCUUCUUGAUGCAGACAUGCAGUCUUUGAGAUGGGAGCCCUCGAAGAAAGAAUCAGAAAAGGCCAAAAUUGAUGUAAAAUCCAUCAAGGAAGUGCGAACAGGAAAAAAUACAGACACUUUUAGAACUAAUGGAACCUAUGAUCAGAUUUCAGAGGACUGUGCCUUCUCAAUUAUUUUUGGGGAAAACUAUGAGUCACUGGACUUGGUGGCAAACACUGCAGAUGUAGCCAAUAUUUGGGUUACAGGGCUAAGGUACCUGAUCUCCUAUGGGAAACACACCUUAAACAUGAUAGAGAGCGUUCAGAACUACAUGCGCUCAUCUUGGCUAGGUGAACUUUUUGAUGAGGCAGGCAGUAACAACAGCAAACACAUAAAUAUAUGUGCUGCUGUGCAGUUAGUCAAAAAGUUAAACCCGGGCCUUAAACAUUUGAAAAUAGAACUGAAGUUCAAGGAGCUUCAGAAAGCUAAGGACAAAGCAGGUUCUGAUGUGACAAAAGACGAGUUCAUUGAGGUCUUUCAUGAUCUUUGCACCAGACCUGAAAUUUAUUUUCUCUUUGUUCAGUUCUCUAGUAACAAAGAAUUUCUGGAUACCAAGGACCUAAUGAUAUUUCUGGAGGCUGAGCAGGGUAUGGCACAAGUCAGUGAAGACACAAGCUUAGAGGUCAUUCAGAAAUAUGAACCGUCCAAAGAGGGCCAGCUCAAAGGUUGGCUUUCUCUUGAUGGGUUCACCAACUAUCUUAUGUCUCCAGAGUGCCAUCUAUUUGACCCUGAACAAAAAACAGUGUGUCAAGACAUGAAACAGCCUUUGUCCCACUAUUACAUUAAUGCAUCCCACAACACAUAUCUGAUAGAAGACCAGUUCAGAGGUCCUUCUGAUGUGACAGGGUAUAUCCGUGCCCUCAAGAUGGGCUGCCGCAGUGUAGAGCUGGAUGUGUGGGAUGGGCCUGAUAAUGAACCUGUUAUUUACACUGGUCACACAAUGACGUCACAGAUAGUUUUUCGCAGUGUCGUUGACGUCAUCAACAAGUAUGCCUUUGUUGCGUCUGAGUUUCCACUGCUACUGUGUUUAGAAAACCAUUGCUCCUUAAAGCAGCAGAGAGUCAUGUUUCAGCACCUAAAGAAGAUUAUUGGUGACAAGAUCCACAUAGACCCUCCAAAACCUGAGGACUGUUACCUUCCCUCUCCAUCGGAACUGAAGGGAAAGAUCCUGCUGAAGGGUAAAAAACUGAGCACAAACUGCACUGCUUCAGAAGGUGAGGUCACAGACGAGGACGAGGGGGCAGAGAUGUCUCAAAGAAUAAGCAUCGAGUCUGCAGAACAACAGACUAUUGCACCCAAAAACUUCCAGCUGUCAAAAGACCUCUCUGAUCUGGUGACUUUGUGUAAGUCUGUGGAGUUCAAGGACUUCCCAACAUCUUUCCAGAACCAGAAGCAAUGGGAGCUUUGCUCUUUCAAUGAAGUUUUUGCCAGUCGCUGCGCCAGUGACCUCCCUGGCGACUUUGUAAACUACAACAAGAAGUAUCUUGCUCGAGUUUACCCUAGCCCAAUGCGGAUUGACUCCAGCAACAUGAAUCCACAGGAUUUCUGGAAGUGUGGUUGCCAGAUUGUGGCAAUGAACUACCAGACUCCUGGCCUGAUGAUGGAUUUAAACAUCGGCUGGUUCCGUCAGAAUGGGAACUGUGGCUAUGUGCUGCGUCCCGCCAUCAUGAGGGAGCAUGUUUCAUAUUUUAGUGCCAACACUAAAGAUUCAGUGCCUGGUGUUUCUCCACAGCUCUUACACAUCAAGAUCAUCAGUGGACAAAACUUCCCAAAACCCAAAGGCUCAGGUGCCAAAGGAGAUGUAGUAGACCCCUAUGUGUAUGUGGAAAUACACGGCAUUCCGGCUGAUUGUGCCGAACAAAGGACUAAAACGGUCAAUCAGAAUGGGGACAACCCUCUGUUUGAUGAAAGCUUUGAGUUUCAGAUAAAUCUCCCUGAGCUUGCAAUGGUGCGCUUUGUGGUGCUAGAUGACGAAUAUAUUGGUGAUGAAUUCAUCGGCCAAUACACCAUCCCCUUUGAGUGUCUUCAGCCAGGUUUUCGCCAUGUACCGCUACAAUCUCUGACAGGGGAGGUUUUACAACAUACCUUGUUGUUUGUUCAUGUGGCCAUAACCAAUCGAAGAGGAGGCGGCAAACCACACAAAAGGGGACUGUCUGUACGAAAAGGCAAGAAGAGUAGAGAGUAUGCCAGCAUGAGAGUGCUGUUGGUCAAGGCUCUGGAUGAUGUCUUCAAAACAGUCCUGCUGCCUCUGAGGGAGGCUACAGAUCUCAGAGAAAACAUGCAGAAUGCCAUAGUGUCCUUUAAAGAGCUGUGCGGCCUUUCAGCGGUGGCUAACCUGAAGCAGUGCAUCUUAGCCCUUUCCCCUCGACUCACUGGAACUGACAACAGCCCCCUUCUGUUGUUCAACCUCGCUGAACAGUACCCCAACUUGGAGCCCCAAGGUCUGCUACCUGAGGUUCUCAAAAAAGUUGUCACUACCUAUGAUAUGGUGAUCCAGACCAGCAAGACUCUGCUGGAGAGUUUUGAGGGGUUGUAUGAGAGAAUUCUACAAACCCAAAAAUCAGCGAUGGAGUUCCACGAGAACCUCCAUGACUUGGCUGUGAAGGAGGGGCUGAAGGGCAGGAAGCUGCACAAGGCGGUGGAGAGCUUCACCUGGAACAUCACCGUGCUGAAGGGUCAGGCAGACCUCCUGAAGCACGCCCAGAGUGAAGUCCAGGAGAACCUGCGGCAGAUCCACUACUCUGCGCUCACCUGUAACCUGAGUAAAGGCGCUCUCGCGGGGGGUUCCUCCGGCUCCGAGUCCAGAGGCAGACGCAGCAUGGAUGCCAUUGCUGAGAAGGCCACUGCGGAGGAGGAGCUCACUGAUGAGGACAACUGAAGACCCACAAUCCUGUUCUGCCUGGCUCACAGACUUCUACUGUUCCUGCCCCCUGAGCUCAAAACCCAAAGCUCUUGCUCGCUCCGUUAGCAUUCUGCAGCGUCAUCGCUCUACACACAACAGUGUUUUUCCCACAUUCCAUCGUGUACAUUCCUGUAUCACAAGCACAGCUGUAACUUCUCAGCCUUGUAAUCAUCAAUAAAAUGCCACAACUACCCCAGGACACAAAUCCUUCCCAAGUUCCGAUCACGGAAGGUUUCGACAGGUUUUGAAAAAUGACUGAUUAUUUCUACGUCUUAAUAUGUGAAGGAGCUGUACUGAAAGCUGGAAGAGUGUGAAACGUGAUGCUGCCUAGCCAUUAAGUGCAAAAUCAUAUAUACCAAAGCAUCCAGCAAACAUGUGGAAAGGGACACUUGGAGAAAUACUGAGGAUGAUCAUAGUGCCAGACAUAAAUCUUAAGUCUACCCAGAAUAAAACUCACAAACGUCUUCAUCUUCAGUCCUGAUUCAUGCGUUCGUUGCCUUCCCUUCAUUUCGCUGUCACGGAAUCACAUUUCCUGGGGAGGCGAAUAAACUACCAGCUACGUGACCAUUCAUGACUUUGACCUACUGUUCAGAGACGGUGCACUUCUACUCAACGGACCAGGGUGUUACUCGAGGAAAUAAAAAAUAAAAGAGCCCUUGGAUUAUUAUAAGACAUUUCUUAAAGCACAAUUUUUUGGAAAUAUGAAUGUAAAAGGACAAAAGGAGCGAAAGAAGUAAAGGAAAAAAGUGGACGUAAACGUCAUGAAUGAGAGUAAAGAGCUGUUUACAAUUGUCCUGUCUGCCAAAAUAGUCACAUAUAUGUAUAUAUAGAGUUUCCUGUUCCCCUUUUUUUCUGCAGAGUGCAUCAUUUUAUUAUUGUAUACUUGGGAAUAUAAGAUUUAUUUUAUAAAAGAUAUAUGAACUUGUCUGUGGAAAAGGGAGACAUUUUAUCUGUGCGUACAUAACGAGGGUUGUCACUUAAGAAAAGUGACCUCAACUUCAACUGCUAGUGGUGCAAAAACAACCAGCAACGGCAUGAAGAGGAACAACGACUGGGUGAUGAUAACUUGGACUCAAACAGCCUUUUAUCUGCUUUAAUUAUUUGGCCUUUAUUUUUGGCCAUGGUCCUCCCAUUUCACAUCGCUAAAAGAGUUUGAGCAAAAUCAAAUUAAAUGUUUCGACGGGGGGAUUUCACGAAAGGAUUGCGUGGCUUGCAUCGCAUCAACAAACUGCGCAGCCAAACAAGUAGCUUUUGGGUUGCUCUGGUGCUAUAUGCAUGUGUUCAUAGUUAGCUAACAUGCAUACUUUAGCACACAUUGGCAUCUGUGUAAAUGAGCCUUGCUAAAACAGUGCAAUUCUCAAUGAUCAGUGAUAACCACUCGCAGCUAAAGUAAAAUGACUAGUGGGUUCAGAGACUUGGUGGUAGACACUCCCAGACUCUCCACUAAGAGUUUGUAGCCAGGCUUAAACUCAUUUAUUUUGGGAUGCUUUAACAGGAGGCAAUGACAGCUGUGUGAUUAAAAAUAAAUGAAUAGAGCUCCCCUACAUGUCAUCUUUGAAAUUACAUCUAAAAGUUCAAUAAAGUAUUAUAUAAAAAAGGAUUUCUUCCUUUUCCCUCCACAAGAAAAACGUGUAUUGGACUCAAAACUUUAUGGGCAUUUAAUUGCGAACUUAAGGUGCAAAUAAAAUAAAGUAAAAUAAUGCGCAAUCCAUAUUAGCCGCUGCGAUUUACUUUUGGAAGUAUUAAACGUAUGAAAGGUGUAUUUUUCAGGUGUGCUCCCAACAUGUAUUAUUUAAAACCCCAAUGUGGAAAUCGGGUUAAAAAAAAAAAAGUUCCCGCGAUGUUUCUACUUUGCGACUGAACGGGAGCUAUGUACAAACAACUCUAAUUGUGCAGUUAAAAAUGUCAGUCCAGAUCUUGUGCUUUACUAUGCUUCAUCUUGCUGUUGGUGUGGAUCGAAGUGGUUCCUGUCUGAGUUGCAACACUUUAUUAACCCUUUGUCAGAAUUUUAACUCAGGUUGUUGAAAAGAUGGUUUGGAAGGAUAUGAACUUCAGAGUAAUAUAAGCUUUCCUUGUGAGUAAAUACUACCUGACCCACAAUUACCCUGUGAUUCAACGUGCCACAUUACUGCUUACUAAAUGUCUGCAUCAGUUCAUGUUUAUUUAAAUGAAGGUAUUUAGGUUUACAAAAACAGGACAACAAUUUGAAUAACUUCAUGUAAAAUAAACUAAAAGCCUGUGUUUGUACUCUACGUAGUAUUUAUUUAAUUGACAACUAAUCCAAAUAGCAUUUUGUUAUUGUUGACUGAUGUGAAAUGUAGCUGCCUGAACUAAUGAUAGCUAGUUUUUCAACUGAUACGCUUAAUUAGAUUAGACUGUUUGUCAUAAUGCAUUUGAAGUUUAAUUUGUUGCAAUAUAAAAACUGAAGCCCUAUAUUAGGCUUUAACACUUAAAGAAUAACAUGUUAGUAGAUACUCAGUUUAAAGCCUACUUUAAGUCUAGCAGUUAAAACAUGUUUAGGUUAACUGAUUCCAAGUGUUGCCUUAAAAUAUUUCCAUAAAUGCUCGGUAGGCGUGACAUGACAAGUCAACAUAUUGAUCACCAGCAAGAAUUCAAUGACUUGAGUUCACUUAGGAAUAUCCAAAACGACAAUAAUUAUGAGCAUUGUGACUGUUAAAUGAAGCCCAACCAUCUUUUCAUCUGCAAUUGUCAGCUUUUAUACCUAUUAUUUUGCCCCUUAGUGCUCACAAUGCAAGUACUACAGAUCACAUGACCACUGAGAAGAUGAAAAAUGUUAUCUCUGAAUUUCCGUGCUGUGCCACUCAACGUAUUUCUGAUUGUUGAUGAGAGGAUCAAAGCAUUUAAACUGUAAUCCAGUCUCACAUCAUCUAUCAAGUCCAAAAAAAGAACCUUUGAAUAAACAAUGUUGGAUCGAU